Molecule: messenger RNA, 1994 nt
Organism: Teleopsis dalmanni
Lineage: Eukaryota; Metazoa; Arthropoda; Insecta; Diptera; Diopsidae
Product: protein roadkill
Exons: 7
Coding region: 1-1125 (374 amino acids)
Biological process (GO): regulation of proteolysis; proteasome-mediated ubiquitin-dependent protein catabolic process
Cellular component (GO): nucleus; cytoplasm
Molecular function (GO): ubiquitin protein ligase binding
Source: RefSeq, a predicted model, not a curated record
AUGGCGGUUAGUCGCGUACCAUCACCGCCUUUACCAGAAGUUAACACACCAGUUGCUGAAAACUGGUGUUACACACAAGUGAAAGUUGUAAAAUUUAGUUACAUGUGGACAAUAAAUAACUUUAGUUUUUGUCGCGAAGAAAUGGGUGAGGUACUAAAGUCAUCUACUUUUUCUGCCGGUGCUAAUGACAAGUUAAAAUGGUGUUUACGUGUAAAUCCGAAAGGUUUGGAUGAAGAAAGCAAGGAUUACCUAUCUUUAUAUUUAUUAUUAGUAUCUUGUAACAAAUCAGAAGUUAGAGCCAAAUUUAAAUUCUCGAUAUUAAAUGCUAAGAGAGAGGAAACGAAAGCUAUGGAAUCGCAGAGGGCAUACCGGUUUGUGCAAGGCAAAGAUUGGGGCUUUAAAAAAUUCAUUCGGCGAGAUUUUCUUUUAGAUGAAGCAAAUGGCCUAUUACCGGAAGAUAAACUAACAAUAUUUUGCGAAGUUAGCGUUGUAGCUGAUAGUGUGAAUAUAUCUGGCCAAUCUAAUAUUGUUCAAUUUAAAGUGCCCGAAUGUAAAUUAUCCGAAGACUUAGGCAAUCUUUUUGAUAAUGAAAAAUUUAGUGAUGUUACGUUAGCUGUUGGCGGUCGCGAAUUUCAAGCACAUAAAGCAAUAUUAGCAGCUCGUAGCGAAGUAUUUGCUGCCAUGUUCGAACAUGAAAUGGAAGAAAGAAAAUUGAAUCGUGUCGCCAUAACAGAUGUUGAGCAUGAAGUUUUAAAGGAAAUGUUACGUUUUAUAUAUACUGGCAAGGCGCCAAAUUUAGAUAAAAUGGCUGAUGAUCUCUUAGCAGCUGCUGACAAGUACGCACUUGAAAAACUGAAAGUGAUGUGCGAAGAGGCGCUGUGCGUUAAUUUAUCCGUUGAAACAGCUGCUGACACACUAAUAUUAGCCGAUCUCCAUAGUGCGGAUCAACUGAAAGCACAAACUAUAGAUUUCAUAAAUACUCACGCCACUGAUGUGAUGGAAACCGCCGGCUGGCAAAAUAUGAUAACAACACAUUCGCACUUAAUUGCGGAGGCGUUUCGAGCGCUCGCAACGCAACAAAUCCCACCAAUUGGACCACCAAGAAAACGUGUUAAAUUGAGCUGAAACAUUAGCAACAUUAAUAUGCAUAAUUAUUUUAAUAUUUAUAAUUGUAAUAAUAACUAUCACCACAAAAAAUGUAAUAACAAGUUUAGUAACAAGAAACUGUACUUCUCAAAAUUUUGCAAAAUAAUUAAAAGAAGAUUUUUUAUAAAUUUAUUAAACAAUAAGAAUUUUAAAAGCCGCAACAAACCCAACUUUCAAAUGAAUGGAAAUGACCGAACAACUUUGUUGAUAAAUUUAUUACGUACCCCAAUUGUGACAAAUGUAGCAACAAUAAUUAUAAACAUUUAAUAACAGUACUGUAAUUAACAUAUUUAUAGAACGCCAAUUAAUAUCGAGAGCAACACAACAAUAACAAUUUUUAUGACAAAGAGAAGAGAGAGGGUACACACAUCAAAUGAAAAUAAUUCAGUUAAUAUUAUAUUCUAUCCUAAAUCAGUUAUGUAUUAUAACGUAUGUAUUUCUAAUAAUGUUAGGAGAUGACAAUGCGAAACAAUUAUUAUUUUUAGAAUUACUGACUUCUUUGUUUUAUAUUUACUAAUAUUAUUCUUUAUAGUAAACCCCGUGAUCUUAAAGUAAAGCAUAUUACCAAUGUUAAAUUUUAACUCAUAAUUAAUUUAAAAGUGCAGACUCUUUGUUAUUGUUUUUGUUGUUUUAAGCCAUAUUAUAAAAUAUAAGUUCAAUGCAAUUAAAUUCAUAAUAAAGUAUUUAAAAUAACAUUUUAUUUUCAUUUGUGUUACAAGUACGUUUGCUUAAAUGCCUGUUUACUCUUAUUAUUAUUAUUUUUAUUUUUAUUUUUUAAACAAAUUUAUAUAUCAGCAAAAAGUUUGUAGCAAAUAAAAAUAAAAUGGUUAAAAAUUUAUAUUCUAUAU